CAGCCUUUGCCAAAGUGAAGUUCAUCGGUUGGUAGUAGAGCAUAACCAGCCGAGCCAAACGAAGGUACUCUCACUCAGUCCCAUGUGCCGGAUUCCACCGCGUGUCACAUCCAACGUGGUAACCGAGGUGGCGUGCAGAAAGUAUAUCAUCGCUUGGUCCGGAUUACCUCGCAUUCCGCAAUCUGCAUUAUUCCGCGAUACCGCAAACACGUCAUACCCGGGAUUUCUCGCUAUAGCGAGGUGCAGUUCACUUCUGGAGUUUGUGUCUUGUGUGUGAUACAGAGAAAGGAUUCCCAUUGGAUUCCAUAAGUUUUUGAAACCAGGCAAGUGCUUGCGAAAGUGAUUUAUUUGUGCGUUCCUGGAUGCAGUAGAAGAGGCAUUGGUGCAAGGAAGGAAUCAAAGGAUCCCUGGUUGGUCUUUUUAAGUUGUUGAAACCGAAUUGCUCAAUUCACUUCCAGUCAUGAGUGGAAACGUGUUGGACGUGUUUUCAAGAAGACAAUUUAGCCGAUACUCUGGUGGAAUACAGGUGCUAUGUUAUUUGAAGAAGAGAGAAAGAUGCCUCUAGUCAAUGCCAACAUGUGCGCUGAUUACCUGUUCUACGUAAGUCGAGCGGAUAUCUUCUCCGUGUAUCCAUCCAUCCUGCAGGAGAUCUUGGUGGUGGAGGAACUUUUCCGAACGAAGAAGGUUUCCCCCAUUGGAUUCACCAUCACGACGGACCAACUAAGAUUGCAGCUUCCAAGUGAGUUCGAGUGGCAAUUGAAGCAAUACUUUCGAUUGCUGGAACAGCAGAAGAAAAUCAACGCUGCCACGGAAAGCGGGAUCCAACUGAAAACCUCCCUGGACCUGAAGGAGACUACCUUGUGGGAAUCGAGAGCCAAGUCAGUGGACGAAGUGUCCCCGUUCUCAUCACCAUCGUCGGGCGGAGAUUUGGCAGCAUAUCGCCGCAAGCGUCGCCGCUGCUUUUUGGACAAUCCGAUCGACUUUUGCAACAUCGACGAGUACAAUCAGUGGCGCCUGGAGGACAUUGCCCGCGCCGGCCGACUUCUGAAAAAGCCACCCCUAGAAGUUUCGUUCGAUGACGAGUUCGAAAUGCGAAAAGUUUUCUCCAUGAUCUAUGACGUGUUCCGGUUCAAACUCGUCUUACAACAGGCUUUGAAGAACAUCCACUUUUACGAGAGGUAUCCACAGCUUGAACAUGAAUCGACACGUGUUUGGCUUCUUUUGUAUGAUAUGUAUCUGAGAAAGUUUUCCAAACGGGAGCCUGAAGUCGUACGUCUCAAGAAUAUCCUAUUCAAGGAAGCUGAUUUGUUGGAUAUAGAAUACUGCUUGGAGAGCAAUAGUGUUAAAAUUGCCGCCGCCCUAACACGCAUCCGUAUACAGAACAGUGCUUACAGCUUGAUCACGCUACUCCCACCACAUCUACAGGACGACAAGGUGGCCGUCGUGGUAUCAAACCCGAUAAUCACCGGGUGGAUGAACACUUUCCGUAUUAAAACCAAACGGCUGGCAAACGAGCAUAUGAGAUCAAUAGGGUUCGAGCUAAUAGAGGAGCCGAUAGUUUCGCAAUCUAGCUUACUGAACCUCUUUAAUCCGAAAGAACGAAUCUACAUCCCACUAUCAGUAGGAAAGUACAAAUGGGACAAACUCUGUCCUCAAGUCAUCUAUCUGUACCCGGAAAAUCGGACUGAAUUCAUACGAUCUGAGGUUUUUGCAAAGCACGAGAUCAUAAUACAAGACAGGUCUUUCAUGAUCGGUCCUACAUUUUUCACGAACUUGCUGGAAUUCUACGAGUUGUACGGAGACGUGGUACAAACGCACAUUUCCUCUCCUAGAUCUACGGCCUUCCUGGCGUCGCUGUUGAUCAACAGUAAGAGAUGUCGAAACUUCAUCGCCUUUGGAUGUGGCAGCAAACUGAGCAGUUACCGGGCGUAUAUGAAUGCACUUGGAGUAACUAACGUGCGGCUUUACGCUGAAAACUUCGUGGACGUUCCACACGGAGCGAACAUGAUCGAUAAGGUAGUAGGCAUCUUUGCAAACCCUCCGAGUUCGUACUCGGCAGUUAGCGACCCAAUAGACCUGAUUUGUAGUCGCGGUGGCGAUCUCUCCAUGUUGGAGGUGCUAUCCGAGUCGGAAACGACCGACAACAGCAGGAAACGAGUUGCUAAGGUACUCGAACAGCAACGUGAAACGCUGAAGCACGCUAUGGCUAGGCCGCAAGUUCAGUUUAUUCUGUACCAGACACAUUCGAUCGUGCCUACCGAGAACGAAGUCAUGGUUGAAAAGGUCAUCGAAUACAUCAACCAGAGGGCGUACGAUGUUCAUUUUCAAGCUGCAAAAGAGAAGGAACAGGCUGCUUUGGCAGAGGCAGCAGGGAACCAGAUAGUGAACCGUCUCAUGAUGGGUCGCCAAGAUACGAUAAAAAAGACGGAAGAACCAACGGCUGCAUCUGGCGAUAAUGAUCUUGAUGCAGAAGGAGAGUCACGUAAAGCGUCCGAAGAAGAGAUUGAAGUACCCUUGAGUGAUCAGUUCGAAACGGCAGAUCUACCAGAUUUCUGCCCAAACCGAGAUGCUUGUUUGGAUUUUGAGGAAGAUGGCGUAUUUUUGUCGCUAAUCAAACGAAAGGAGGUUAUUCAGCUGAACUCGAAAUACCUUAUCAAGAUCGCUGAGGUGCGUGGGAUAUUCGGCGAUAACAGUGCAAAUGAAGCGCGGACCAAUGUCAAAGUGACAAAGCGAUCGGAUAAAAAAUCCGAAGAACAGGAAGCGAUUGAAAUGGGGAAUCGUAAGCGACGUCUCAAGCGUCGCGGAAGCAACAUGGAUUCCUUGAUCAGUCGUUUGAACACACCUACGCAGGCUUCCCUGAAGCGCAGUCACCACCAUCGGAUGUCGUCUGUGGAGCAUAAGUUUAUGUUCUUCGACCCGUACCAAGAAUGGUGUCCAAAAUACGCUGGAGUUCGGAGUGAAUACAAUCUAUCUGUUCUAAGUGAUGAUAAACUAUCGCUGCAUUCGGUUGAUGAGAUAUCACGUGCCAGAAUUUGGUGGCGCGAAACUAUCGAACAUGUGCGGAAUGUGAUUCGACGGAAGAAGUUGUGCGAUGAGGAAGACAUGCCUGCGUUGACACUUAAAAGACAAUUUGGACACUGUAAGCUAGCGGAGGGAGAUUUUUCCAAGAGAUUUCGAAGCAGUUACUGUAAUCGUGUGCCGUAUCCGUUACCCGUGCGCAUUUUGGAAUUUAGACAGUACAACUCAGAAAACAGUCUUCUUUAUCGCGCCGAGAAAGGCUCUAAAGCAGUAAUUAAGACGGCUAGACUAAGUCGACAAAACGCGAUUGCCAGCGACCACGGACGACGAUUUCGUGUGCGAUCAUCACAGUCUUGCUAAAAGCUAGAAGGCACAUAGGAAGGCCAGAGUAUGCGUACGAUAUUCAUUAGGUAUGUUCUUUAUAGUCUCAAGUGACCCACCAGAUGCUGUCAACUGAAAUAGACAAUCAAAUAUUUUCCUAAAAUGCCAUGUAGGUCAACAC
Molecule: messenger RNA, 3520 nt
Organism: Aedes aegypti (yellow fever mosquito)
Lineage: Eukaryota; Metazoa; Arthropoda; Insecta; Diptera; Culicidae
Exons: 6
Coding region: 532-3378 (948 amino acids)
Source: RefSeq, a predicted model, not a curated record